AUGGGGUCAGUGGUUCUCAACCGGUGGGCUGCGGAGGUGCUGUGGGUUAGUGUGAAUGUCCUGGAAGAGGUCAUACCAGAUGAAGAUGGAGCCAUUGAGGAACAAGAAUCAGAAACUUUCCCUGAUGAAAACUUGGCCGAAGGGACAGAACGACAUGUAUAUGACUCUGGGGAAGGCUGUGUUCACGAGGUAGCUGUCUUGAAUGGAACUGGCCCUGUUCCACUCAAGAAACCAAGCCAUGGCUUAGUCAAAGAGUACAAGUUUGUUUUGGACCCCUUUCAGAAGGAGGCAAUUUUAUGCCUUGAGAACAAUCAGAGUGUGCUUGUUUCUGCACACACAUCUGCUGGGAAGACUGUUGUGGCUGAAUAUGCAGUUGCCUUGGCUCUUCGUCAGAAACAGCGAGUCAUCUACACCACACCCAUCAAGGCAUUGAGCAACCAGAAAUACAGAGAGUUUUAUGAAGAAUUUCAGGAUGUGGGACUGAUGACAGGAGACGUGACCAUUCACCCCAAUGCAGGAUGCCUCAUCAUGACCACAGAGAUUUUGAGGAGUAUGUUAUACCGUGGUUCUGAAGUGGUUCGGGAAGUUGGUUGGGUGAUCUUUGAUGAGAUUCACUACAUGAGAGACAAGGAACGAGGUUACGUAUGGGAAGAGACCAUCAUUCUCUUGCCUGAUAGUGCACGAUUUGUCUUUCUUUCUGCCACCAUCCCAAAUGCCAUGCAGUUUGCUCACUGGAUCUGCCACCUGCAUAAGCAGCCUUGUCAUGUAGUCUAUACUGAUUACAGGCCUGUUCCCCUUCAGCAUUAUGCUUUUCCCUGUGGGGGUGAUGGGAUCCAUCUUGUUGUUGAUGAGAAGGGCCAGUUCAGAGAAGAGAAUUUCAGUCGUAUCAUGGGAGUAUUGCAGAAUGCUGGUGAUGCAUCUAAGGGUGAUGCUGCUAACAAGGGACGUAAAGGGGGUCUCAAGGAAGAUUCAAAUUGCUACAAGAUUGUGAAGAUGGUUCUAGAGCGAAACAUGGCCCCAGUCAUCGUAUUCAGCUUCAGUAAGCGGGACUGUGAACUGUAUGCUCUAAACAUGGCAAAGUUGGACUUCAACAGUUCACAGGAAAAGAAGUUGGUGGGGGAGGUGUUCAAGAAUGCCAUGGACAUCCUUAGUGAGGAAGAUAGAAAACUGCCUCAGGUGACAAGUGUUUUACCUCUGUUGCAGAGGGGGAUUGGAAUUCAUCAUGGUGGACUCCUUCCUAUUCUGAAAGAAACCAUUGAAAUCCUUUUUUCUGAGGGACUCAUCAAGGCUCUUUUUGCAACUGAGACCUUUGCAAUGGGAUUAAACAUGCCUGCACGAACAGUAGUGUUUACUUCUGCUCGAAAGUUUGAUGGAAAGGAUUACCGCUGGCUGUCAUCUGGUGAAUACAUUCAGAUGUCAGGACGUGCAGGUCGACGUGGCUUGGACGAGAAGGGCAUUGUCAUCCUCAUGAUUGAUGCCAGCAUGUCUCCUGCCAUUGCUCGGAAUCUUCUGCAGGGCCAGGCAGAUGAACUGAAUUCAUCAUUUCGAAUCACCUACAACAUGGUGCUGAAUCUCCUGCGUGUUGAAGAGAUCAAUCCUGAAUAUGUGUUGGAGCGCAGUUUCUAUCAGUUUCAGCAUUAUCAAGCCAUUCCAGACCUGAAGCUGCAAGUGAAGAAGCUUGAGGCUUGUUACAAUUCUAUCACAGUACCAGAUGAAAAUCAUGUUUCUAGCUAUCACCAGAUGGAGGAUACCCUGAGGUCACUGAUGAACAAUUUCCAUGAGUACAUCACCAAACCCAAAUAUCUUGUCCCAUUCCUCCAGGCUGGUAGAAUGGUUCACAUUGUGAACAAGGAGAAAGAUUUUGGUUGGGGGGUGGUGGUAGACUUCAAAAAAUCAGUUGAUGCAACUGAUAAGGCCAACCCUUCUUAUUCUGUCAUGGUAGUGCUUCGUGUGUCAAAGGAUACCCAGAAAGAACCAAGAUGGGAUAUGGUCACCCCUACACCAAAAGGGAAGCUCCCUGCUGCACAUAUUCUUGGCAUGCCACUGAGUCUCAUUACUGAGGUCUCUUCGGUUCGUGUCUUCAUUCCCAAGGAUCUGAGAGCUCCAGACAGCAAGAUGAGUGUUUUGAAGACCAUUGAAGAAGUCCAAAAGCGGUUCCCUAGUGGGCUCCCUCUAUUGGAUCCCAUUGAUGACAUGGGCAUUAAAGAUGAAGGACUGAAGACUUUAGUAGUACAAAUGAAAGAUCUUCAAGCACGCCUUCAGAAGCAUCAUUUGCAUACAGAGCCAAAAUUGAAGGAACUCUUGUCUUUGUAUAAAGAGAAACAGCGGGCCAAGGUUGAUCUCCAGGCUGCAAAAUCAGAACUCAGGAAAACUCUGUCCGUUAUUCAGCUGGACGAACUCAAGUGCAGGAAGCGGGUCCUUCGACGCCUCAAGUAUUGCACCAGUUCUGAUGUGAUUGAAGUCAAAGGUCGUGUGGCAUGUGAGUUAAGCUGUGGGGAUGAGUUGUUGCUCACAGAGAUGAUCUUCAAUGGAAUGUUUAAUGAGAUGGAAGCAGCACAAAUUGUGGCCCUUCUCAGCUGCCUUGUCUGUGAUGAGAAAUCUCUGGAUGCCCCUGUCAUUCCUGAGGAGAUAAUGGGUCAAAUGAAGGAGAUGCAGGACCUGGCCCGUCGAAUUGCUCGAGUUGCCAAAGAUGCUCAUUUAGACAUUGAUGAAGAGUUGUAUGUCGACAGAUUGAAGCCAUACUUGCUUCAGCCAGUUUUAGCCUGGUGUCGGGGUGCCUCAUUUGCACACGUUCUCACAAUCACAACCAUCUUUGAAGGUGGCAUCAUUCGCUGCAUGCGACGCCUUGAAGAACUUCUUCGGCAGAUGUGUCAGGCUGCAAAAGCCAUUGGGAAUGUUGAGCUUGAAAAUAAGUUUGCUGAAGGAAUUCGACUGCUGAAGAGGGACAUUGUGUUUGCAGCAACAGCUGCUAAUCUUUUAUUUUUCCUCAAACCACGUCUUUGGCCACAGGUGAUCCAAAUCAGCCCUGAACAAAAGAAACUCCUGGGUAUUGCAGAUGAUGGGGUCUACAUCAACGCCAGUCAAAUUAGGAUCACCUGCAUCUCCUUCCACCCCUUCUCUUCUCAGCAUUACACCCAUGAAUAUGUCUCAUGUCUCUUGGAUGUCCUCUUCAGGUCUCAUCGAGAUCGACAGGAAUCAUGGGAGAAGUUGGUGAGCUCAUCAUUCCUAUCAUCGAGUGGUGAAAAGCCAAUGACCACUCAGGAUGAACUGGAUUUCUUUCUGAAAGCUCAUGAUGAGGAAAAGCGGAAAAACCUCAGUUUCAGUGAGAGCAUGAACAGUUCUGGAGCAUCAAUGAAUCGCAGCAUGCUCUCAGCAGCCAUGGACUAUACCUGCCUGUUGAAAAAGUAUGCUUAUCAGCUGGGGACAGCAAUGUCCCCAUCAGGGACUGGGGGAACAAGUGGUGGAGGGACAGGUGGAAGCAUGGGUGGAUCAUCUGCUGAGCACUCAUCUCCUCUCAGCUCUGGGUCAAGUGCAGAAGUGUGGAGACGCCUUGGGGUUUCCUCAUUCACUGUUUAUGCUUGGACUGAAAACAUCAGGAAGUGGCUAUCCAAAACAAUCUUCAGCCGACUGGUGACAGAGAUGGAUUCUGUGAACAAAGCACUGAUAAGCUUGGGACAUAGUGACGCCCAACUUGGGCAAGUUGGUUUGUCCCAGCUGAAAAAUCUGGCACUGUCUCGUUCAGCUCACCUGCCUUCUCUUGCUGUCCUUGUCCCAUACUUGGAGGUCCAUCCCAAUCAGGAAUAUGUUGUCAUGCGAAUUCGAGAACUUGGUCGGGGAGGAUGUUUGAGUGAAUACCGGUGGGACUCUGGUGGUAGUUAUGAUGGGAAACCUUGGGCAGACCAUCUUCCGACAGACACUGCUCUGGUGAUGCAUGCAUUCGCAACAUAUUUUGACUGUCACCUACCUCCAUUUCCUAUCUUUGCUGAUGGAAAAGUGUUUUCAAAUCAGUACUUUGUCAAGAGCCCAUCCAAACCCAUUAGCAAAGACAUGCCAAUCAUUUACCAGACUCAAGUCAAUCCACCACACUUCAAAUUCCUCUAUGGGAAUGACACCUUUGAGCCUGCUAAGGGCCGUAACAACCUCUUCUACGUCCUCCUGCUGUUUCUCUAUCAUGUGAAGCACAAGGAAGGAGGGAUGCUGGGCCGGGUUGACCUCAGUCUCUCAGGAAUCAAUGUCCUAUGGGUCUACGGCCUGAGUGUCAUCCACACGGUGGACAAGUCAGAGACGAAACAUCCGGUCAUCUGGAGA
Messenger RNA from Darwinula stevensoni, 4308 nucleotides. NCBI's taxonomy places the organism in Eukaryota, Metazoa, Arthropoda, Ostracoda, Podocopida, Darwinulidae. The record is from the annotation of a GenBank genome assembly.